UCUUGUGUUGUGCUUCGUUGCUGCCAGCGCAACAUCAAUCGGUUUUCAUGAUGGUCGCGAAGAACUAGUUCUAGACUUAUACAAAGACAAGCUUAACUAUUUCAAUAGUUUUCUUGGACAACAUGAAAUUAAUAACUUAGUGCAAGAAAAUGUAUCACUUAAAACGCGACAAAAUUUACGUUACGCUGCGAUCCAUUUCACAGACUUACGGAGCGAGAUAUCCGAGUGGUGCAUCUCCAAUUAUGUUGGCAAAGCAUUUGUAUCAAAAGUGGUUACAGAAUUAACUGAAAUGAAGUUAUACUUUGAUUUAAUACCGAGUGACAAUUAUGCAUGUAAUGUUCAUAGCUCAGAUACUGGAAGCCAAUCAACGUUUAUUGACAAAUUAUGCAAAGCUAACGAAAUAAUAAACGAGGCCAUACACCUGAUUAAUACUGCCAACCAAUCUAAUUUCAAUAUGGGCAAUGUAAUUUUAAAAUGCAAUUCUCUUAGCAACAUAAGUCCGACAAAAUUACCUAAUUCCAUUGAAACAGCAACCACCAGCUGCACACUUACCACUCCAACAAUACAACCAACUACAAUUUCACCAUCAGUAGCUCCACCUCCAGUAGCUACGCCUUUUCAUGAUGGUCGCGAAGAAUUAAUCCUAGACUUAUACAAAGACAAGCUUAACUAUUUCAAUAGUUUUCUUGGACAACAUGAAAUUAAUAACUUAGUGAAUGAAAAUGUAUCACUUAAAACGCGACAAAAUUUACGUGACGCUGCGAUCCAUUUCACAGACUUACGGAGCGAGAUAUCCGAGUGGUGCAUCUCCAAUUAUGUUGGCAAAGCAUUUGUAUCAAAAGUGAUUACAGAAUUAACUGAAAUGAAGUUAUACUUUGAUUCAAUACCGACUGACAGUUCAGCAAGUAAUGUUCAUAGCUCAGAUAUUGGAAGCCAAUCAACGUUUAUUGACAAAUUGUGCAAAGCUAAAGAAAUAAUAAACGAGGCCAUACACCUGAUUAAUACUGCCAACCAAUCUAAUUUGACUAUGAGCAAUAUAAAUUCAAAAUGCAAUUCUCUUAGCAACAUAAGUCCGACAAAAUUACCUAAUUCCAUUGAAACAGCAACCACCAGCUACACACUUACCACUCCAACAAUACAACCAACUACAAUUUCACCAUCAGUAGCUCCACCUCCAGUAGCUACGCCUUUUCAUGAUGGUCGCGAAGAACUAGUUCUAGACUUAUACAAAGACAAGCUUAACUAUUUCAAUAGUUUUCUUGGACAACAUGAAAUUAAUAACUUAGUGAAUGAAAAUGUAUCACUUAAAACGCGACAAAUUUUACGUUACGCUGCGAUCACUUUCACAGACUUACGUAACGGGAUAUUAGAGUGGUGCAUCUCCAAUUAUCUUGGCAAAGCAUUUGUAUUACAAGUGAUUACAGAACUGUCUCAACUGAAGAGAUACUUUGAUUCAAUACCGACUAACAGUUCAGCAAGUAAUGUUCAUAGCUCAGAUAUUAGAAGCCAAUCAACGUUUAUUGACAAAUUGUGCAAAGCUAAAGAAAUAAUAAACGAGGCCAUACACCUGAUUAAUACUGCCAACCAAUCUAAUUUGACUAUGAGCAAUAUAAAUUCAAAAUGCAAUUCUCUUAGCAACAUAAGCCCGCCAAAAUUACCUGCUCUUAUUGAUACAACAACCACCAACUACGAGCCACCUACCCACUGUGAAUCUACCACUCCACCAACUGUAGACUGCCAGCCAACAACAACAUCGCAACAAACUACACUUCCAGAACAAGGAUGUGGACCCAGUAAUAAACAAUAUUUAAAAAUGUUGAAUGCCGGAUGCGAAUGGCCAAAUAAUUAUUGCGAAGCGUAUUUAUCCAAAUCUACAAUGGAAGAAUUAAACCAUGGCUGUAUAAUGGGAAAUGCCAACGUGUUACCAACUUUUUUGACGCCAUCGACUACUCACAUAGAUCAGAAUGUAGUCGACGUAUAAUUAAAUUUAUUGCGCAUCAUUGGGCUCAAAAUAUAAAUACAUUGAGCGAUAAUCAGUUUGCUAAAUUGUCUGUCUGCCUG
This is a messenger RNA of Drosophila busckii, 2061 nucleotides long. RefSeq lists its product as uncharacterized. The transcript is spliced from 4 exons. NCBI's taxonomy places the organism in Eukaryota, Metazoa, Arthropoda, Insecta, Diptera, Drosophilidae. The record is from RefSeq and is a predicted model, not a curated record. The coding region runs from base 290 to 1981 and encodes 563 amino acids.